Molecule: messenger RNA, 9958 nt
Organism: Syngnathus typhle (broad-nosed pipefish)
Lineage: Eukaryota; Metazoa; Chordata; Actinopteri; Syngnathiformes; Syngnathidae
Exons: 1
Coding region: 154-1680 (508 amino acids)
Biological process (GO): DNA integration
Molecular function (GO): nucleic acid binding
Source: RefSeq, a predicted model, not a curated record
UGGAUAAUACGCACCCCAGAUUUUAGGACAAUAAAUUAGGUAAAUUUUGCGCACUAUACACGGAAAAAAACGGUAUAUGGUCGAAACUUUACCAUUUACACGGAUCACAAGCCAUUGAUUUAUCUGUUCAAUGAGAAGAAGCCAAUUCCUCAAAUGGGAUCACCUAGAGUGCAGCGGUGGGCUGUGAAGUUGAGUGCAUACAAAUACAACAUUGUCUACAAACCAGGCAAACAUCAUGCAAAUGCAGAUGCCUUGAGCAGGAUGCCAGUUCCUGUCAAGUUAAGGAAAGAGGUGAGUACUGAGCAAGUACUUAUGAUGGACAUGUUGGAUGAGACAUUGAUAGAUGCAAAGCAGAUAAAGAGCUGGACGGCAAAAGACACUGUUUUAUCACAAGUUCAUGAAUACAUCCUGAAAGGGUGGCCCACAGAAACCGAUCCAAAUCUGAAAGCUUUCCACCAGAGAAAAUUGGAGCUCGGUGUUAGAGAUGGCUGCGUUCUCUGGGGAGCUCGAGCGGUCAUCCCUGCCAAAGGAAGAGAUAGGAUGUUAAAAAUGUUACAUCAAACUCACACAGGAAUGACUAAAAUGAAAGGUUUGGCAAGAUCAUACAUGUGGUGGCCUGGAAUGGAUCAGGAUGUAGAGAGAACGGUUCAAGCAUGUCACGAAUGUCAGGCACAUCAAAAAGCACCUGCUUCUGCUCCUCUACACCCGUGGGAAUGGCCUGAAUCACCAUGGUCAAGGAUUCAUGUGGACUAUGCAGGACCUUUUCUAGGAGAAAUGUUUCUCGUAAUUGUGGAUGCACAUUCAAAGUGGUUGGAUGUUUACCCUACAAAAACAUGCACAUCCUUAGUCACAAUCGAGAAACUCAGACAGCGCUUUAGUAAUUUUGGAAUACCAAAAAUGCUGGUGUCCGACAAUGGAACUUGCUUCACAAGUGCUGAGUUUGAAGCGUUCAUGAAGCAAAAUGGUAUCAGUCAUGUGAGAUCCGCUCCUUUUCACCCAUCCUCAAAUGGACUCGCAGAGAGAGCAGUUCAAACUUUUAAAGAGGGGAUGAAGAAGAUGAAAGAAGGGACAAUACAAACAAGGUUAUCAAGAUUCUUGUUUAGCUACCGGAUCACACCUCACGCAACAACAGGCUUAUCACCUGCCGAACUCAUGAUGUCACGCAGACGAAGGUCCGCCCUGGAUUUGGUUGUUCCGGAUAUGAAAACCAAAGUGCAACAAAAGCAACUUAAACAGAAAGAAAAUCAUGACACACGGAGUAAGCAGAGAGGGUUUACGUCAGGAGAGGACGUACUCAUCAGGAACUAUUCCUAUGGACCGAAAUGGAUUCCUGGUGUUAUCCAAAACACUUCAGGACCCCUUUCCUAUACCGUUAGUGUUGGUACUGGUCAAGUUGUGAAAAGGCAUGUAGAUCAGGUAAGAGCAAGAUUAUCCAAUCUCGAGACAAAGGUUGAGAAGGAGAAAAGCUUAGUAUUUUUUCCAGAGACUAUUGCAAAGAUUCCACUACCGGAAAUAAAUAAACCACAGAUGUUAGAACUGAGUUCUAAUUCAGAGAAGGUGUCAGAGUUACUACCUGCUACCAAUACCCAGGAUGAAAAGGUUGUACCACCACAGACCGAGUUGAGACGUUCUAGUAGAGAUAGACAUACCCCUGUUCACCUCAAAGACUUUGUUCCUUAAAGUAGAAUGUUAUUGAAAAAAAAAAAAAAAAACAGUCAUACUGAGUUACAUUAAGUAAUUUUUCUGUUUAUGUUUUGAGUGUAUAACACAUGUUGUUUUUACUUAAAUGUGGGGGAGAUGUGGUGUAUUGAUUUGGUAAUGUUGGUUGGUAUAAGUAUUAUUUCAGUGCUGUUAGGUUACGGAUUUUAGCUAUUGAUCUGACUCCAAAUUGUGAUCAACACUUAACACAAGAAUUGCUAUGUUCUAAUCCACACACUGGCGCACCUAACAAUUUUGCGAGUUCGUUCUGUCAAAGAGAAGACCAGUAGAUCAAUCAGACCGAAUUUACCAAUUGUUUAAUCUUGACAAAGCAAGCUAAUACAGGCGCCUGGGUCUUGGGUCCUUAACACAAAAACUCGUGUGCCUUCGUGACCAGAAAAGACGACACAUUCUUCCGGGUUGCCCAGUUUUAAAGAAUGCUUGCGUCAUGUAUCAGACUGUCCAUAAACGAAACCACAAACUCUGUCAACUCAUCCCAAUCUGUACUCCCAGCCACACCCACACCACCAGGAAUAGAAAUCUAAUCAUUGGGAAAAAACGGAAACUAAAAUCCACAAGCUUUAGUAUUGUGUGCAGAGGGCCACAGAUUUGGAAUGAGCUUGAUGAAACACUAAAAAUGUUGCAAUCCAUAUCCAUCUUCAAGGCAAAUCUAAAAAAUCAACUCCUAUCAAUGUAUAUUUAAUGUGCUGGUUAUAAACUGCAUGAACACCUGUGUCCUGUUGUUAAUAUAUUAGUUGUUAAUUUAUAAAUUGCAAAUGUACUGUACAUCAAAUCCAGAGUAACCAGAAUACUGAGGUUGUCUAUUGCUUGUCGUAUGGUUGUUGUGUGCUGUACCUUGUUGUGUGUUUAUUAUUGUUGUCUAUUAUAUAUCUGUAUGUUGUCCAAAAUGUAAGGAUAUCUGGUCAAUAUCUGAUACUUAUGGGAAACCAGGCCCCCUAUUAAAAGCUUUAAAUAGCUUGCUUGGGGUGACCUUUCACGCAUCCGGAAUUACUGUUUGUUGUUUCAUGUUGUAUGUCUUGGAUAUCGCGUGAAUAAACUCAAACUCACUCAACUCAAAGAAACACAAUAUGAAUAUUCAAACAUGCAAAAGAUUGUGUGGUGAUUGGUCGAUGGUCUGUGGUCAUCUCCUCCUCGUUUGGGUUUUCCCCUGCUCAGCACAGGUGUCUGGACCACAAAGACGAGUUGUUUUUCGCGUUCCCAUCGGCCUUGAGAUAUGCUCCCUUUCUGGACCUCCUGUUCCACAAUACUUUGAAGAAAACAAAUUCAUGUAGCCUGCACAUUCCUUUCCACUUAUUAAGCAACCACACUACUACUAGAAAUUAUAUUGAUAUGGUUAUAUGUGUCUAACGGAGCCUUAAUCAAAUGUGUUUGCAAACUGCCGAAAGUACAUUUCCCUUUAUUCCCUCUCAUGACCUCAUUUAUGAGGUCAUCACCCGUUACUCUAGCAAGCAGCGACCAGCAUGCUGUCGGUCCUUUCUUCCCGCCUGGGUCAGUCGGCCCCCUGGCGCUGUGUUGUUGGGGAUGAAAGUACAACAUGCAUCACCAAACAUUCCGCACACACCAUGUUCCUUAGCCAAUAGCAUGUCCAACGCAAUUCUAUUUUGGAACGACAUCAAUGCCAAUUGUUCAUGGACCGCUGUAAAUGAUACAUUUUUAUUGGGGGUGAUCCAUAGGAAAAUGCUUUUGAAUCCCGAGGACACUUGAUUAACGAGUUCAUACUUAUCUGGCACACCUAUGGCGUCAAUAUAUGUUGGAUCGUUGUCGCUUAACCAUGUGGGCAAAACGUCCCUUUUGGCUCGCCAUCACUGCUAGUUGAAUUCUGGCAUAUCUUUUUAAAGCUUAAAAACAAGUGGAUUUGGAAAAAAAACUUUGGAUAUCAAAAUUACAAAUUGAAACCUACUUACCCAUUUCUAUUUGACCACAUACUCACCCAUUUCUAUUUUACCACUCCCCCUUUUGACACAUUCACCCAAUGUGUCAUUAUGUAUCAAAAGGAACCUGCUAAGCAUCCCCUCUCAUCACCACACUCAUUGUAGCCAGGCCUGCGGAACCUCUAGCUCGUCCACCACACGCUCGGCAACACAAACAAAAAUCAUCGCACUCCUGUCAGUGAGCUUAUAGCCCUGCUGAUAGCGGACAUUUGUACACACAAAACAGACAUCAAGUAUCAAAAUAAAAACAGUCAUAAAAUGAAUCCUGGCGCCCGCGGAUCAUGUCCUGAAAACCAUGUCAUCAACAAGUUCAUCAUAAAAACCAAAAGGGAAAAGGUUAACAUAUUCUUGUAAAUUCAAUACAAAUUUUCCACGAACGCAAUCGACAACCUGCAAGAACGAAAACAAGUUACGCAAGCAGCGCGAAAUCCGCUCCUUGGCUGGUGGCUGUUGCUGCUGCAAAAUUAAGUCACACAGAAAAACAAAGCAGAGCGUGCACUUGUCGCAAGCAAGCUCAAGCGUCAAACAUUUGGUCACUGUCCACCUAGUCCAUCACCCCGUCGGGUGAGCUCAAAGUCGUCACACGUCAAAUCGUCCAAAGUCUUAAUGUUCGAUAACAGUUCUGUCUUGUCUAACCAUAUUACUGAAAUGGGCCUUCUCCAUCGCACUGUUUUGUUGUCGAUGGUGCCCCUAAGUAAUCCUAAACCCAUAUUUAGUCAAAAAUUAGUCCUGAUCAAUCGUGCUCUUUCAAAUCUGUAGUAUCUUUAUAUUUUUCAGGUGAGAGGAAUGUUAUCCCCUGCUGUGAUCACAUCACCCCAACUUUGAAUCAUGUCAACCAUUCACAAUACACAAACACCACACCACAAGCACAGACUUGACAUUCAUACACCAUUACAAACAAACUGUCAUUCCACAAUACACAUAAAACCCCAUACAAUAUUAAAUUGUAAAAGGAAUCCUCCCUACGCAAAAUUUUCUCCUCAAUUAAAAUUUCCCUUUUUUAUUUUAAAUCUAAAGUUAAUAUCUUAUUGUCUGGUUUCCUGUCCUCUCCUCGUUUGCCAAUAUGCAUAAUGCCGGAACAUGAUUUAACUCCCCAUUUAGUUUGCUCACAUCUCUCACUUAGACUAUUUGACACUUUGUGUUGAGCUGUAACUUCAAUAUUUCCACAUUCCCAUAUUUCUUCCACUAAACAGUUCCAUUUGGCUUUCAGUUUAAAGUCAUCCCUCCAAAUAACUACCUCUGGCAAAGAACCAACAAUUUAUAGAGCACUCCCUUUUACUGUUACCUUGUUCCCUCAGUCAUCUUCUCACAAGCAUAACUGACCCUCCUAAAAAAUAAUGAUACCAAAAAUAAUGUUUAAAAACAAUAUACACAGCUUCCUCCUGCCACUUACGCUAUCACCUUGAAGAUUAUCGUUCUCAUUUUUGUUGAUGCCAAUUCUUAAAAUUAAAUGCUUACUUUUGAUAAUGGAGUCACGCUAUAUCACAAAGUUUGAAAACCUUCCACGCUCCCCCUUUCUACCUAUCAAAACCAAUUAGGAAUAUUUUUGCUGUCAUGAUCAUCAUUGUGGCCCUCACACUUAUUGUUCCUGUACUUUAAAUUGUCAAUUUUUGUACAUUUGAAGCCCUUUGAGACUUGCUUGUGGGCUAUAUAAAUAAACUUGCCUUGCCUUGACUUUAUCAUUAUUCAACUUCUUCUGCAUUCUUCUGCCUCUUUUUUAUUUAUUCAUUUUUUAACUUAACUACUUCUACGAAUUCAUCUGAUUCACCUCAUUCCACUUUUAACACAUUCCAAAUAUUCAUGCCAAAUAUUCUAAAUAUUUACGAUUUUUGAGAAAUUUACAAAUUUUAACCCAAUAUUUCACCAUUCAUUCUUCAUGGCACAUUCAAUAUUUCUCAUUUUCUUCCACAUAAUUCCUCCAAUUAACCUUCUUUCACUUUCGAGCUUAAAAUUUCACAUUUUCACUUUCAACAUUGCGGUAACAUUUUGCAACAUUUCCUUUUUCCCUUCUAAUUUCUAAUUAUUUUUUCACUGACUCAACCCUUUUCAAUUUCUUUUAACUAUUCAUCUUGUUAGGGUUUGCAGAAUAUCUUCAUCGUAUGAUUAUGUUGGAAUGUAACCUGUAAUAAGUUAAUUAGUUUGUCCUGUCUAGACAAAUUAGUUUACCACUGAUUGACUAAACUCAGAGGAAGCAAUCAAAGGUGCUUUGUUUACAGAACAUCGUAAAAGGCCCCCUGCUAUGCCUUGAUCAGCAGGGGGGCGUCUCCAGCCCAACCUGUGUAUUCCCAAACCCCCACUUCAAAACCCCACUUUGUUUCUCUCAAUAAAUAAGCGCCUGACGAGGCCUGAGUCAGACUUCAUUCGACUAUCGCUGAGAGCACAGCGACGAGUGAACUCUCCGCCUGCAGGUGUCUAAAACGACUAACUUGUCUCCAGUGUGGUCCUUGCAAAAUAAGUUAGAGUGAACACCACCCUAACACAUCUUAUGCCUACCUAUUCCAAAACUUCCCACUUGUGAAAAAUUUCAAAUUUUCAACUUUAAAAUUCACGCCCAAUUUUACAAAAUUCUUUCGGUAUUUUCAUCGAUUUUCUGACCAAUUCAACACGUUCUAAAUUUAAACAUAAUCUUGUAGCAUUCCCCGAAUUUGUAUUCAGCCUCUUCGCCUUCACACACAAUUUCUCGAGAAAUUACAAAUGCUAAUUAUUAUUGUGAAUCCUCCGUGACCCUCGUAAGGACAAGCCGCACCAGUAAUGGAUGGAUGGAUGGAUGGAUGGAUGGAUUGUUAACCCUAACCAUAAAUGCCUAUCAUAAAGUGUCAUUUAAAUCAAUUGUUGCAAUUGAUGUAUAAUUAAAUUCUGUCGUUUUGAUAAAUUUAAUUUCUAUCGAUCAAUAUCCACUUUGCAAAGUUUCUGAUCACGCUGUCGUAUGAUUUGUUAUUAUUAGUGCAUCUUCGCUGUCCAUAUCUAUGUAUUUUGUUGUUAUCCCCGUUUCAGUGUCAAUAAGCAGCCUUAUUAUUCCCUCUUUUAUCAAAACUCCUCAGAUAUGUCCGCCCCAGCACCCAAACACACUUCCAUCCCUUUUGUCCCACACUCCACCAACUUUGUAAUGCUUCAGCAGUCUUUAGCAAUGUGUCCAGUUUGACUUCAUGUGACUCAUGCAAGUCUUUAGCAGCCUCUCCUCUUAGAUUCUCAUGAUGAUGAUUCAGGGCUGGAUCGUCCGCCACUCUCAAAUGCGUCCAUCUUGUCUUUGUUCUUUCAGUCCAUUUUCUUUUCUGAUCUGCAACUGUGUGUAUUCCACCAACUGUAUGGUUCUUGUCCUGUGAAAAGCUGUGCUUGCCCCCUUCAAGCAUGAUAGCAGUUUCUGUUGUUCUCCCAAAGGUCAAAGGUCUCUCAUGAUCAGGGACAGUCCUCUGUUGAUUUUGAGACAGCCAGUGGAGUAAGAGGACUCAGUUCAGGAAUCGUGCCACGCGCUAGGGAAGAACACACUGGGACACAAAUUUAACAAAACUAUCUUUGUGUUAUCAGUCUUCCUGUGUAGUAUUUGUUCCUUACACCCCAAAUCUUCCUAUUAACAUUUUGUAUCCUAUCAGUUGCGCACACUCAUCAUCUUACUAUCAAGCCGCCCUUAUCAAAUGCUUUUUUCUUCUGAGCAAUCCAUCCACCCUACCCAUUAACACGGCUAAAAUCCUCGUUCCAGUGUUUAUCAUCAAAUAAAGUUCCGAAAUCUUUUGUAAUAAACUGUAAUAUAAUUUAACAAUUCACAACAUAUGCGGUGAAUGUUAUUGUUCAAUCUAUAGGUCAUACAGCGCCUGUGACACUCCUCCUUGAUUUACCAUCUGAUAAGUUAUUGUUGUCAGCAGCGCUAAAUGAUAGUGCUCGAAAGUGAAUGUCUUAUCGCCCAAUUUAAAACACAUGCCACAUUUGAGCUAGUAUUUAUUCAUUUAUUUAUUUGCCAUCCUCAUAUUAGCUGGCAUAUGUCAGAAUUAAAAUGUAAUUUUGCUUUUAAUUUUGCCUUACUGCACCGAAAUAAACUGUUAAAUAUAUAUUUAAGACGACCAAAAACAAUCUAUGUUCCUGCACAGACUCUUAAAAGUGGCACCCAAAUGCCAGACUACAAAUACUCCUUCACUCUCACAUUGUCUACUUAGCUAAACACUGUCAUCACCUACUAAAUUAAUGGCCUGCAAGUACAAUGUUGUUGCUGUGGUCCCUCAAAACAUGUGACUAAAAUUUGGAUAAUUAUUAACCCCCAUCAAUUGAACAAUUAUCUCAUCACUAUUUACAAGUUAGCCCCCCUCUCUUCUCUCACUUCUCCUCAACAUUGUAUCAAUGUUGACGUCACAAUCUGGCCAGGCCCGCACGUCCUGCUGGCCCCCACCCUUGCCGGUAUGAGCCGAAUCUUUUACAGAGAUUACGCACAUACACAGAACACACAGACAAAGGGAUUCGAAUCCAUCUCUCAUGUAGCUCACGAUUUGCGCUUCCACAUCAGCAUACAUUCCUCUCAUAUCACUCCAUUCAUUCUUCUCAUCACACACACACUCCCCCCAAUUUGGUUGCACAUUUUGGAUAUUUUAGCGGUCUGGUCUCUCACAGGAGGAACUGUUACCACCGGAUACUUUUUGAGGAGGCCUCACUUCUCCUCGGGGAUCUCAAAAACACCCCAGCUAUUUGAAUGCGAUCGUCACCGCACCCUUGUCCGCCACGACGAAGCAAAACAGAGGAGUCCGCCCUCCCACCACGGAAUUUAACUGUUUCUCAAAGAACAGAGGAGCCCGCCCUCCCACCACGGAAUUUAACUGUUUCUAAAAGAACAGAGGAGCCCGCCCUCCCACCACGGAAUUUAACUGUUUCUAAAAGAACAGAGGAGCCCGCCCUCCCACCACGGAAUUUAACUGUUUCUAAAAGCUUGCACACCUUAUUUGAUCUGAACGACAGUCUCCUCUUAAAUUUCCUCUUUCAAUUUGCAGAAUUUCGACAUAUAGUAACAGGUAUUCUGCUUACCUUAUCAUUGAUGAGCUCAGGGUUUAGGAGACGUCGUACCAGCUCAACGUUGUGCGCUUAUUCCUUAUUCAAACGGUACGCCGACCGGGAGACAGCUGUCCCAGACUAACUGUCCGAUGACUUGGACACAGACCACGAGUUAGUCAAUUACCCUUCUCUUGACAUCACGUACGGGGUCACCAAGAAACUGUUAGGUUACGGAUUUUAGCUAUUGAUCUGACUCCAAAUUGUGAUCAACACUUAACACAAGAAUUGCUAUGUUCUAAUCCACACACUGGCGCACCUAACAAUUUUGCGAGUUCGUUCUGUCAAAGAGAAGACCAGUAGAUCAAUCAGACCGAAUUUACCAAUUGUUUAAUCUUGACAAAGCAAGCUAAUACAGGCGCCUGGGUCUUGGGUCCUUAACACAAAAACUCGUGUGCCUUCGUGACCAGAAAAGACGACACAUUCUUCCGGGUUGCCCAGUUUUAAAGAAACACAAUAUGAAUAUUCAAACAUGCAAAAGAUUGUGUGGUGAUUGGUCGAUGGUCUGUGGUCAUCUCCUCCUCGUUUGGGUUUUCCCCUGCUCAGCACAGGUGUCUGGACCACAAAGACGAGUUGUUUUUCGCGUUCCCAUCGGCCUUGAGAUAUGCUCCCUUUCUGGACCUCCUGUUCCACAAUACUUUGAAGAAAACAAAUUCAUGUAGCCUGCACAUUCCUUUCCACUUAUUAAGCAACCACACUACUAUUAGAAAUUAUAUUGAUAUGGUUAUAUGUGUCUAACGGAGCCUUAAUCAAAUGUGUUUGCAAACUGCCGAAAGUACAUUUCCCUUUAGUGCUUAUUUGCUGCCAAUGUGAUACUUCUACUUUUACCCAGUAGAGGGCGCACUCGCCUAGAGUUGACUACUGAGGAUUGAUGUUAGACAGAAGAAGUUGUACAAGAGAGAAAACCUGUGCUUGUACUGUGUGUGCCGUUCUAUUAAAAAGUCCUCUAAACUUGGAGAGUGUGCGCGUCAUUACGGCCACGAUAUAACAGCGCCCAUCCCACUUCCGGGGUUUUUCUACUACGGAAUUUGAGUUAGCCCAAAAUACACAACAUCUCUUCCCCUCUUACAAUGAACGUGCUAUAUGCACCUAAAACUUGACAUCUUCAAGAUCUAUCAAUAACUACCAUUAAACAAAUAUCAUAUAUGGUCCAGACAAUUAUGACAAUAAUAUUCCCAUGAAACCUUAACUUUGGGUGAGUUUGGACUACGUCAAAUUAUACCGAAUUAUAGCGAAAAACCGAUGUCGUACGGCGUCGUACGGCGUCAGCACUAUGUUGU